Molecule: messenger RNA, 1175 nt
Organism: Cebus imitator (Panamanian white-faced capuchin)
Lineage: Eukaryota; Metazoa; Chordata; Mammalia; Primates; Cebidae
Gene: GSTZ1
Product: glutathione S-transferase zeta 1
Exons: 10
Coding region: 195-869 (224 amino acids)
Biological process (GO): glutathione metabolic process; L-phenylalanine catabolic process
Cellular component (GO): cytoplasm; mitochondrion
Molecular function (GO): glutathione transferase activity; maleylacetoacetate isomerase activity
Source: RefSeq, a predicted model, not a curated record
CGGACGAAAGCCUCGAGCCUAACUCGUCGAGUCUCACUGGGCCUUAGUCGUCGGAGAGUCCCAAGCGCGAAGUUUCACGGCCUGGAGGAGGGGUCGCGCGAAGUGCCAGAUGCAGGCGGGGAAGGUUUCCUUUCCCUGCUCAGAAGCUUUGCCAGAGGGGACAUUCCCUGGAAGGCUGAGGGUCACCACGCACCAUGAGCGAGUCUGGCAAGCCCAUCCUCUAUUCCUAUUUCCGAAGCUCCUGCUCAUGGAGAGUUCGAAUUGCUCUGGCCUUGAAAGGCAUUGCCUAUGAGACGGUGCCCGUCAAUCUCAUAAAGGAUGGGGGCCAACAGUUCUCUAAGGACUUCCAGGCACUGAAUCCCAUGAAGCAGGUGCCAACCUUGAAGAUUGAUGGAAUCACCAUUCAUCAGUCACUGGCCAUCAUUGAGUACCUAGAGGAGACGCGUCCCACUCCACGACUUCUGCCUCAGGACCCAAAGAAGAGGGCCAGUGUGCGAAUGAUUUCUGACCUCAUCACUAGUGGCAUCCAGCCCCUGCAGAACCUGUCUAUCCUGAAGAAAGUAGGAGAGGUUUCCAAGGACUUGAGAGAGGAGACGCAGCUGACCUGGGCCCAGAAUGCCAUCACUUCUGGCUUUAACGCCCUGGAGCAGAUCCUGCAGAGCACAGCAGGCAAAUACUGUGUAGGAGAUGAGGUGACCAUGGCUGAUCUGUGCUUGGUGCCUCAGGUGGCAAAUGCUGAGAGAUUCAAGGUGGAUUUCACACCCUACCCCACCAUCAGCUGUAUCAACAAGAGGCUGCUGGCCUUGGAAGCCUUCCAGGUGUCUCACCCUUGCCGGCAGCCAGAUACACCCACUGAGCUGAGGGCCUAGCUCCCAAAUCCUGCCCCAUUAGCACAGGGGCACAGGGGCAGAAGCUGGGUGAACUGAAGAGGCCUGGAAACAAGUGCGUCUUCAUUGAGAGGACAGAAGACUCAAAGUCUAGCCCUGGAUCUGCCUUCCUGCUGAACCCAGUUCCACCUCAGUCCCCUCAUCUGUCAAAUGCAUGUGGGGUGGGGCAGGGAGAUACUGGGAGCAGGGUGGACAGAAAUAUUACCUGCUAUCUAUGUGACGGCGGGGGGUCGUGAAGCUGAGAUGAAAAUGUGGAUUAAAAUGCCUGGCAUGUUUACCAUAGGACCA